Messenger RNA from Anopheles nili, 2492 nucleotides. RefSeq names its product arf-GAP domain and FG repeat-containing protein 1 (gene drongo). Bases 1 to 2445 code for a protein of 814 amino acids. Lineage: Eukaryota; Metazoa; Arthropoda; Insecta; Diptera; Culicidae. Gene Ontology annotation, molecular function: GTPase activator activity. The record is from RefSeq and is a predicted model, not a curated record. The transcript has 7 exons.
AUGGCCCUGGUGCGGAAGAAACUCGAUGACAAAAUACUGAAAACGUUGCGGGAGCUGGUUGGCGUUGGUGGAAACAAAGAAUGCUUCGAUUGUGGCCAGAAAGGGCCAACCUACAUCAACAUGACCAUCGGUUCCUUCGUAUGCACCAGCUGCUCCGGAAUACUAAGAGGAAUUACGCCACCGCACCGUGUGAAAUCGAUAUCUAUGGCCACGUUCACCCAAGACGAAAUCGAAUUCCUGAAACAGAACGGCAACGACAACUGCAGUCGCACUUGGUUGGGCCUUUGGGAUCCGAAGCGUGCGAUCAAGCAGGAACAUCGUGAUUUUAUGAUAGACAAAUACGAAAGAAAAAGAUACUAUUUGGAGCCAGCUAGUCCACUGAAGUCGUUGCCCACCAACACGUCGAGCUCGCUGACGUCACUCUCGGGUGGAAGCAAUAAGAAUGCCAAUGAAAGUUCAGUUCCUCUUAAAACGCCUACGCUGACGCCUCCGGCCACGCUACGAUUAAAUCGAACCAAUUCCGGCUCGUGUAACGGACUGAACAAUGUCAACUCAUCGACGUCAUCGUUGACCAGUGCGUCGGGUGUUGGGACCCAAUUUCAACAGCAGUUUACACCGGACGAUAGUGGCUUUUUCGGUUCGGAUCCGCCCAAAAUUCUGCCCCCGACACCGCAGAAAAACCACGUGCUUCAGCGAAAGAAUGGCAUUAAGAUCAAGCAUCCGUCCAAUGGGUUGCCACCGACGUACGAGCGCAACCAGAAGAACGGUUUGCUGAGCAAUCGCAGUACAGCUGGCAGUCUAACGGGAAGCAGUGGCGACAUUAAUGCCAAUAAGUUUACACCAGAUGCCGACUUUGUGGCCGACUUUGGCAGCGCAACCAUCGUCAACAACGUCAGCAACGGGGGAAGCCAUUACGGUAGCACGAGCAGUCUUAAGAAUGGCAACAAUGGCACUAGUAGUGAGAACGGGUUUUAUGCACAGCACAACGGAACUAACGGGAAGGCAUCCAAUAGGGAGAUGGAAAAUUUCGCAGAUUUCGACCACAAUCCGAUCUUCAAUUCAGCAGAAAACAUGAAAACCUACUUCAGUUGCAACAGUAUCGACAGUAGCACUACUAACAGCGUCAGCAGUGCGGCCAGUGUGCAAAGCCUGAACGGGUCUGAUCCAUUCGCGAACUUUUACUCAAACACCACUGUCUUAGGCAACGCGACGGAAUCCAACGCUGGCACUCCCACAGCCUCAUCUGGCUCGGCAUCCACGGCAAUGUCCGUGCAUGGCGUUGGUUAUACAUGUAUGUCCCCGGAUGAAAAUGCGCACGGAAAGAAUCAUACCAGCUUUGGAUUUGGUGGCACUUUCACCGGUGAGCCUCGUUAUCCGAGUGACGAGUACUGCAUGGACGGUAGCAAUGGCACCGUUGCAGGUUACGCUCACUUUAAUUACACCCAGCCAUGGGGAGGAAAUGGUAGCUUGAAGAAGGCGGAUUUCAGCACCGUGGGGAACACCGCGAGAAUAAAUCACUUCAAUAAUAAUGCAGGCAACGAGUACGCCCAUCACGACAACGUGCAAUGGAAUUUUUGGCAACAGUUCGGGAACAACUGUUGGCCAACUGAUGAACGUCAGCAGCAACUACAUCGGCAGCAGCAACAGUUCCGGCAGAGUAGUGCUGUGCAGAUGUUAAGCCCUCAGCACCACACAACUGGCCAUGUUAAUUUUUGCUCAGAUCAAAACCGAUGGAGUCUUCCGAUGGCGUUUGGUGGGAACAAUCCAGAAAGCAACGUUAUCAAUGGCAAGAACAAUAAUUCGUCAAUUAAUUCAACACCGUCCGUUGAUCGAUACGCAGCAUUGAAAGAUUUGGACGACCAAUUUCGAGAGAUCAAGCUAGAACAGCAAGCUGAAGCAAACAAUAACACAAUAACGACUAAUGGCUUGGCGAAUGCAUCCAGCACAAACGACACAGUUACUCAAGUAUCAUCGGCAAACCCGUUCAAAACGGCUAACCCGUUCCAGCAGCAUUCGCAACAGCAAACGCAACAACAAUCGAUGGCUUGGCCAAUCAGUGCCAUCAACGGCACGACAGCGGAUGUACGACACCAAACGGCCUCUGUGGCAGUGAAUGGAACUGGAUUCUAUGCUACGUCACCGUACCAGGGCGGCGGUUUUGUGCAGGGAGCUAGUCCGCAUCCCUUCAACGGUAACGUCACCAACGGAGGUGUGAGUUAUCUUCCUGCGGCAGGUUACCACCCGAACGGUAAUGGAUAUCCGGGAGUAACCGGAGCGAACGGUGGUAUGAUGGGCGGCCAGUUCAAUGUGACAACAAACGGCAGUGCAACGCUGUUGAACGGCGUUCCCGGUGUGUCUAAUCCGGUGCAUCAUUUUGGGAACUUUGGCAACCCAUUCAUGGCUGCUGGUACUACGGCGGGCAACUCGAAUAAUCCCUUCUUAUGAGUAGCUUCAUAAGCUUCAUGUAUAGAUAGUAAAUUAUACAUUUUACG